UGGCGGCACUCUAGUCACUACAGCUGCCUCAGUAGUUCAAGAAACUUGGCAUAGUCUUCGGCCACUGACUGGCCUUCACAAAACGACUCCAUCCGGUCCACUUCGGUUCUUCGAGGACAGAGCUACCUGCCCUCAACUAUAAUGGCGGCGCUGCCCAAUUUGGCUUCUUGCCCCUAGGGAAGAUGGCUGCCAGGUGGCUUCACUUAGUUUCUCACCACCCCGGAAGACGGGGACCGGCGAUUGGGCGGCGCCCGAAGGCUCCGAGAAGAAGGCCCUUGGCGGUUGGACAGUGCUGGGUAAGGCUGGUUUUAAAGGAGCCGGAGGUGGGAGCCGUCGAAGACCCGGGAUCCGCGGGAGGCGGCGGCUGCAGCCUGGGAUCCCCCAGGGACUCCCCGGAGCCGCCGCUUCCCCCAUGGACUUGCCCGGGGACUCCAGCCCACCUGGCCGGCCACGUCUGUGCCGCCAGCCCCUGGCUCGAGCAUUAUGGGGAGCCAGGAGCCCCAAACGGCCGAGGCUGCAGUCUCUGGCAGCCCCUUCGCCCUUGGAAAAGGCCUCUCGGCGGGUCCUGGCUGUAGUGCUGGAAGAUGUUAUGGCUGCCCGUAUGGUUCCCCUGGUGCCCCAAGAAGAGACCACCACCCCACAACACCGCAGCAACCGCCGAGAUUCUGUCCGAAACCAGCCGCCUGCCUCGCCAUCCCAACAGGCUACGUGGUCCUCACAGACCAGGCCUCCCGACCCACUGCACUUAUGCCGAGAGCCCUUGAGCCGCACCCACCAGCCCCCUUCUACCCUGAGACGGAGAUCAAGGACAACCCCUGGCCCAGAGGAAGGCCCUUCACAAAAGGUGGACUGGGCCCCCCAGCCUACUCUGGUGGUGAUGCUAGAAGACAUUGCCAGCUCAAGACCCGCAGCUGAGGGCUUUGCUGAUGAGACUCCCAACUUCAUCAUCCCAGCAAGAAGAGCCAAGCCCAUGACCGUGGUUCACCAGCCAAUGCCUCCGUCCAGGGACCUGGAUCCCCCAUUCCAGCCAUCUGCCUUGCCUGAAGACCCUCUGGAGAGCCCACCAGGAGCCCCAGAUCCUGUACUGGAGCCCCCAUCGAUCCCACCGCCGUCCAGCCUUUUACGCCCCCGCCUCAGUCCCUGGGGCUUGGCUCCCCUCUUCCGUUCCGUCCGCUCCAAGCUGGAGAGCUUUGCUGACAUCUUCCUCACACCCAACAAAGCCCCACGGCCCCCACCCCCAUCACCUCCCAUGAAGUUGGAGUUGAAGAUUGCCAUCUCAGAGGCUGAGCAGUCUGGGGCUACUGAGGACACUGCAUCUGUCAGUCCCCGGCCCCCUAUCCGCCAGUGGCGGGCCCAAGACCACAAUCCCCCAGCACCUCUUUCUAAGCCCUCUCUGGGCCGAAGCCACUCCUGCCCUGAUCUGGGGCCCCCUGGCCCAGAUACCUGCAGCUGGCCCCCUGCUCCACACCACCCGAGCCGGUCACGGCUCCGGCGGCACACUGUGGGUGGUGGAGAGAUGGCCCGAGCCCCACCACCCCCUCGGCCCUGUCUCCGGAAAGAGGUCUUCCCUCUUGGAGGAGCGGGAGGCUCUCCUCCCCUCAUCACAUCUUGUUCGUCCACCGCAUCUACUUCCUCCUUCUCUGAACCUGCAGAACCCAGGUUGGGCUCAACCAAGGGGAAGGAGCCAAGGGCCUCAGAGGACCAGGUGCUUUCAGACCCUGAGACCAAGACCAUGGGAAAGGUUUCUCGAUUCAGAAUACGCAGGACACCAGUCCGUCCUCAGCCAAACCUUACACCAAUGGGACUGCCUCGACCAAUCAGGUUGAACAAGAAGGAGUUCAGCUUAGAAGAAAUUUAUACCAACAAGAAUUAUCAGUCACCUACAACCAGGAGGACCUUUGAAACCAUCUUUGAGGAGCCCCGGGAGCGCAACGGGACUCUGAUUUUCACCAGCUCAAAGAAGCUUCGGCGGGCUGUAGAAUUUCGGGACAGCAGCCUUCCUCGAUCCCGGCGGCCAUCUCGUGGAGUCCGGGCUGCAGCUGGCAGGACCCUUACUUCCAACGUGGCCCCCAGCCCAGAUGUGGGACCUCUGCUGCAGCAGCGGCUGGAGGAGCUGGAUGCCUCGCUCCUGGAGGAGGAGGAAGUGGAUAGGGAGCAUCCCCAUCGGACCUAGGAGCUCCAUCUGUUUGUCCGUCCAUCCUGAAGCAUCUGAGGCAGUUAUAUUUUUUUCUUUAUAUUUCUAGUAAAGUUUUCAAUAUGUUUCUGA
Herpailurus yagouaroundi (jaguarundi) is the source of this 2266-nucleotide messenger RNA. RefSeq names its product proline rich 14 (gene PRR14). Gene Ontology annotation, cellular component: nucleoplasm. Lineage: Eukaryota; Metazoa; Chordata; Mammalia; Carnivora; Felidae. Bases 413 to 2173 code for a protein of 586 amino acids. The record is from RefSeq and is a predicted model, not a curated record. The transcript is spliced from 12 exons.